Macroventuria anomochaeta is the source of this 1043-nucleotide messenger RNA. RefSeq names its product NAD(P)-binding protein. Lineage: Eukaryota; Fungi; Ascomycota; Dothideomycetes; Pleosporales; Didymellaceae. The record is from RefSeq and is a predicted model, not a curated record. Gene Ontology annotation, molecular function: oxidoreductase activity. The transcript has 3 exons. Bases 65 to 898 code for a protein of 277 amino acids.
GGCAGAACUCUGAUACCACACCCGUACCCCUCAUACUUCAACAUCGAGAUUGUACAGAUUUAACAUGGGCCGUCUUGAAGGAAAGAACGCUAUCGUCACCGGCGCCGCUGGCGGCAUUGGACUCGAGACAUCGAUCCUCUUUGCACGUGAGGGCGCCAACGUCCUCCUCUCCGACAUCUCCGGUCCAGCUCUCGAGAAGGCACUGGCCAAGCUCCACGAAGUAGUCCCAAGCGCCAAAGACCUAAAGGUUGAGACCAAGAUCUGCGAUGUCUCCAAGGAAUCCGAUAUUGAAGCCAUGGUCGCACACGUCGACUCCUGGGGCGGUCUGGACAUCAUCUUCAACAACGCCGGUAUAAUGCACGCCGACGACGACGACGCAGUCAAUACACCAGAGAAGAUCUGGGAUCUGACACAGGCCAUCAACGUCAAGGGUGUAUGGUUCGGCAGCAAGCACGCAGUUUUGAGCUUCCGCAAGCACGGAAAGAAGAAGGCCAGCGUUAUCAACACUGCCAGUGUUGUCGGUCUCGUUGGUUCUGCUACACCGCAGUUGGCGUACACAGCUAGCAAGGGUGCGGUUUUGGCGCUGACAAGGGAGUUGGCUAUGGUGCACGCUAGGGAGGGUUUCAGGUUCAACUCGCUGUGCCCUGCACCGCUGAACACUCCCCUCCUCCAGGACUGGCUUGGUGACGACGCUGAGAAGCGCCACCGCCGCGAGGUCCACUUCCCCACUGGCCGCUUCGGUGAGGCUGUUGAGCAGGCUCAGGCAGUCCUCUUCUUGGCCAGCGACGAGAGCAGCUUCGUCAACGGCACAGACUUCGUGGUCGAUGGUGGUAUGACCAAGUGCUACACAACGCCCACCGGUGCGCCCACCGAGGCACCAAAGAACAAUGCCCGAUAAGUUGGUCAUCUACAUGUGUUUUUUGGAUGAGUAACGGAGGGCUUCCCUAGCAUGGAGCAUGGUCUCAGCGGCGGUCAAUGUUCGGCCAGAACGGGUACUGCAUUCACUAAGGUGGUAAUGACUAGAAUAUAGAAUUAAAUCACAC